UUACCCAUGCGACUGCGCCACACAUUUAGCCCCAACAAUUCACCAUUGAGGCGUCCUGCGCCUGAGUGUAGGCAAGAACAUCGAUAGUGGUGGGUGCAGGGUAUGCCAAACCACUUGUUAAAUUCUCCAGAACACCCACCGAACCAGUUCCCGCAGCUAUUUGACCGUCUCGCCCUACCCUUGGAUCACCCAUUCUGUUUUUUACUGGCCUUGUUUCUAGACGUACAUUCAACUCAACCUAAGACCCUUCGUUGUUCGCAACCUAGGAUUUUACUACUGUUUUCUUUCUGACCGAAUCAACUCAUGCAUUCAUCGAAGGUCUCUUCUGGAUACUAUAGUCACGGAAGCGGACACACCGCUUAGCCAUCAUGUCCAUUGGGCUUGGUUCUCCAACGAUGACCUCUCUGCCUCCUGCAAAUACAUCUGUCGGCACCACUCAUGAUACUGGCUCUUCAGACGCGAUACCCCCUAUGCCUGGACUCACUAGGCAGAACACAAACUCUUCUACUGGAAGUGCACUCAGACCACCCAAUGGAAAUUGGGCAUUCGAAAUCAGUGGGGUCUGCCCAAGUUGCCAUCAUUACCACAAAUCGCUCCGGGUACACGUCAGAAUCUCGAACGAUUUUACCCAGGUUCGCGAUGUCUACUGCAAAAGGUGCAAACGGCUAUUGUUGUCUUCUGGAAACGCCAACGCCACGCGACUAUCCCUUCUUUCUACCAUAAGUCUAGAACCAGAUCCCAUUGAAACUGAAUUCCGUACCACUUUGAUUCAUAUGAUACGGGCUUCUACUCCAAUUGCGAUGCUCUCUUCUGUCCUCACAGUCAUUCCAGAAGUGACAUCGGCCGGUCCAUCACGGGAGACUUCAAUCCGUUCCAGAUCCGGCAGAAGUUCCCGAAUGCCUACAACAACCUUUGACGACAAUCCCUUACAGACAACAGUCCGCAGUAUCGGUAGAUACAAGUACAAUAAGAACUCUUUAGCCGAGGGCCGACAAAUACUUUCCAAUAUUAAGCAAAAAGUCAGAACGAGAUUCUUCAAGUCGCGAAAUAUCCCCUUCAACCUGGGUAAAUGGUUUUCGAGGAAAGAGAGCUCAAAGUACGAAAACCGUCAUCAGGAUCCGGCAUGCGCACCGAUCAGCGCUUCUCCUACAAUUGAAAUAGCGCCAUCCCCUCGUGAGGAACAUGCCGAAUCACUAGAAGAGAUCGACACCAACUUUGAUCUAGCUACACUUGAUGUAUGCACCUCAUCAACCACUGCUGCGGACGCACUGGCUUCACUGAAAACCUUGGACCCUCAGGCUUUGCGGGCUUUGCCUCCCCAGAAGCGAAUUUCAUGGGGUCGUAAGCAACUCACCGAAUUCAAAACUCGUUUCUCUGGUGUCGCGGCUCACACAGCUCCUCCUGGCAUGACAGAUACCGAUGGUGUCACUGAGCGUGGAGAAUAUCUACGUUGGCUAGAUGGCCUAUCCCCUCGACGCCAUUCUAUCCUGGCAUUUCUGGGGGGCGGGUUUCCUUCCUAUGAGGAUAACGACUUUCGCAGGGCAAGUGAUCAUACACUCAAUGGUCGCCCGCUAAGCAUGAGUGAAACGCACCUUUCGGAAGCUGAUACCCUUGUUGAUGGUGUAAGCAUCUCCUCUGCACCGCGUCAUAUCCUCGCCGAGACCCUACACCGAGAUCAUCGCAGAUCAUUGCCGCCCCGCCCUCUUUCCAUUGACAACAUUGUUCAUGACUGGUCACAAAUUCAGCGAAACAGAGCCGAGGCCCGGAGAUCCAUGGACUCGACCGCAACCGGGGGUGCUGUUAGAAGCAUUGCUGCAAGAAGCCAUGCUUACAAUCGCUUAUCCCGCAAUUCCAUAAAUCACACGUCCUCUUUCUACAGUACGGAGCCAACUGCUUCGCGAGAUCAACUCCAAAUCGGUGAAGAAGACGAACAUGCUGGCGCUGGUGCUACUAGCGCAUCGCAGCGCCCACGAUCACUUUCCCCAUCACCACCGAAACUGGAAACCGAUAUAACGUCCCAACAUGAAUGAACUCGACUGAUUUCAUCCCAAAUAUUUUGGUCUUUCAUUUUGGAACUUCUGGGAUGAGCUUUACAUUGUCUUCGUUAUUUGUUGGAUUUGGCGAUUCCUGUUUGCUCUCAUCAGCUAGACCCGUUAUAGACCGAACUGAGUUUCUUUCCUACUGCCUACACUGCUGGAACAGUAUCCGUAUGAAAUAUUGGAACACAAUCAUUUAUCUGGCCAAAUGAAAUACACGUUUCAAC
This is a messenger RNA of Bipolaris sorokiniana ND90Pr, 2263 nucleotides long. RefSeq lists its product as uncharacterized. NCBI's taxonomy places the organism in Eukaryota, Fungi, Ascomycota, Dothideomycetes, Pleosporales, Pleosporaceae. The coding region runs from base 369 to 2030 and encodes 553 amino acids. The transcript has a single exon. The record is from RefSeq and is a predicted model, not a curated record.